This is a messenger RNA of Lemur catta (Ring-tailed lemur), 1710 nucleotides long. It is a transcript of the gene BORCS8, whose product is annotated as BLOC-1 related complex subunit 8. The transcript is spliced from 7 exons. Gene Ontology annotation, cellular component: BORC complex. Lineage: Eukaryota; Metazoa; Chordata; Mammalia; Primates; Lemuridae. The record is from RefSeq and is a predicted model, not a curated record. Bases 17 to 628 code for a protein of 203 amino acids.
ACCGAGUUCCAUAACAAUGUCCCUUCUGCGGUCCCAGAGGUUUAUAAGCGUGUGGAGGGAUUUGGUGCUGGCAAGGGGGCUAAAGGAGGAUGUUUAUACGGACCGAACCCCUCUCCUGUCCCGGCAGACGGAGGAGCGGGGUGGGCAGGCCAACUGCCGCCGGAACUGGAGCCGUCCGGCGUGCGGUUUCCGCAGGGAAGGCUUAGGCAGCGGUCUCAGCCUCCAGACUUCCGGGUUCGGUCCUCUGGUUCGGUGGGCCGCAGUCAUUAUGGAGGAACCAGAGAUGCAGCUCAAGGGAAAGAAAGUCACGGACAAGUUCACUGAGAGCAUCUAUGUCCUGGCCAAUGAGCCAUCCGUGGCCCUGUACCGGCUGCAGGAGCACGUACGCCGCUCCCUGCCCGAGCUGGCCCAACACAAGGCCGACAUGCAGCGGUGGGAGGAACAGAGCCAGGGAGCCAUCUAUACUGUGGAGUAUGCCUGCAGCGCCGUGAAGAACCUGGUCGACAGCAGUGUCUACUUCCGCAGCGUCGAGGGUCUGCUCAAACAGGCCAUCAGCAUCCGGGACCACAUGAAUGCCACCGCUCAGGGCCACAGCCCCGAGGAACCACCCCCACCCUCCUCAGCCUGAUCCCAGAAGAGACUUGGAGGCCCCUCCACCUCCCCCAACCCAGCCUGACCAAAGUGGGCCCUUGGACACAGUCUCAUGGCGCCUGACAAGGACCGAAGACUGAGCAAGAGUGACUAGCACCUUCCUCCUGCUCCUGCCUGAAGCUUCCACACCCCACUGUGAAUGUCCCCAGAUGUGUCUUUGCUACUCCUGGACUCUUACCUAAUCCCCAUCAGCCAUGGACAUGGCCCCUUGGACCAAUAACUGCCACCUCCAUAAUCCUGAUCAUGCACCCACUGUGUGUCCAGUGCUGUGCUGGAGGCUGCGUGAGGAUAAUCUCAUUUUAUUCUCAGACAGCCCCGUAAGGCAGGUCUCACACCCAAACACAGAUGGGAAAAGAGAGGCUCCCAGAGGGGAUGUGACUUGCUCUAGGUCUCACAGCAAGAGAAGAGGAGACCCUGGCCUAGUUUGGCCCCAGCCCUGCCUCUGGUGUGCUGGGUGAUGCAGGGCCUGGUGCUAGCCCUCUCUGGUUCUCCCUUUCUCUGUCUGGACCGGACCUCUCUACAGGAUGAGGUGGACACUCUCAGACCUGCCUGCCCCACCUGUGUUCUGCUUCAAGCAGCAACUUCUGCCCCAGGCCCUGACCAUAUGGAGAAGCCACCCUGAGUUCCAGGGGUAGACAUGGGACCAUGACCUGUCCAGUCAGAGCCCUCCAUCCCCCAGAUCACAGUGAUUGGUUGGAGAUGGGCAUGUGACCCAAUGAGACGGCUUCCCUGGGAAUUUUGCUGGAAACAUGAAGAAGGAAGUGUCUUCUUGCCCAGGUGGUUGAGCUGAGUGGCCGGAAGGUACGUCACCUGAGAGCAUUGCGUGUGGCCCUGGCCCCUCUGUACCUGACACUAGUCAAUCUCAAUUCUUCAGUUUCAUGAGCUCCUGAAUUACCAUUUUUGCCAAAAUUUGCUUUGAGUGUGUUUCUGCAGCCACGUGCAGAAGAGCCUACACUCCUGCCUGUGAAUUCCAAGCCUGGGUGGUCACGUGUCCACGGUUCGUACACCAAUGCAGUGUUAGCCCAGAGUCCUUUGUUCCAGUAAAAUGUAUUAGAAAGA